AUGGCGAACACGCAGCAUAUCGUGGGCACGGCCGACCUCAACCUCAUCGAAGCCCCUGUUACCUGGCGCGCCUACAUGAUCUGUGGCUUUGCCAGCUUCGGAGGAAUCCUUUUCGGCUAUGACUCUGGUUACAUCGCAGGCGUACUAGGCAUGGACUUCGUCAAGCAACACUUCGGACACCCCGUUUCCAAAGACCUCGACCCUUCAGGGUUUAUAAUGGCUACCUCACAGAAAUCGCUCAUUACCUCCAUCUUAUCCGCUGGUACCUUCAUCGGCGCCUUGCUUGGGGGUGGUAUUUCUGAGCACAUUGGCCGCCGCACCACCAUCAUGAGUUCCUGUCUCGUCUUCACAAUCGGAGUCGCCAUCCAGGUGGGAACGAUUAACGUCACUGGUCUCGUAGCUGGCCGAUUCAUCGCUGGCCUGGGCGUUGGUGGUGUUUCGGCCACUGUGAUUCUGUACGUCUCUGAGAUUAGCCCUCGACGUGUUCGCGGGCUGCUGGUUUCUGUCUAUCAAUGGGCUAUCACGAUCGGCUUGCUGGUAGCAUCGGGCGUCGACCAAGCCUGCAAGGAUAUGCCCGACCGCACGUCGUAUCGGGUGCCGAUUGGGUUGCAAUUUAUAUGGGCUGCUAUCCUUGCUGCGGGCCUCUUCUUCCUGCCCGAGUCUCCGCGGUACUAUGUCCGGCGCGGCCGGAUGGAUCAUGCGCUUCGCUCUCUCGAGCGAGUUCGCGGACAGUCUGGGACAGCACCGGGGAUUCAAGCUGAGCUGGCGGAGAUCAAAGCCAAUUUCGAGUACGAGAAGCAGAUUGCUAGCACCUCUUGGGCUGAUUGCUUUAAAGGUGGCUUGGCGGCUCGUGGGAAUCUGCGUCGAGUCAUUGCUGGGACGUCCUUGCAGAUGUUUCAGCAAUGGACUGGCAUUAACUUCAUCUUCUACUAUGGUACCACGUUCUUCCAGCAAGUCGGCAUGUCCAACGCCUUCUUGAUGUCGACGAUCAUGAAUAUAGUCAACGUGGUGACCACCCCAGCAUCAUUCUACAUGAUCGAGAAAUUUGGCCGACGAACUCUACUUCUCUGGGGUGCCUGCAUCAUGUGUGUUUGCGAGUUCAUCGUCGCCAUCGUAGGCAUUGCCGAUAUCCCAGGCCAAGCGGCAAACAUGUUUUUGAUAUUAUUUACCUGCUGCUAUAUCGCCUCAUUUGCAACGACCUGGGGCCCCGCAGCAUGGGUCGUCAUCGGCGAGAUCUAUCCUCUGCCAAUCCGAGCUAAAGGCGUCGCUCUCGCCACGGCCUCGAACUGGCUCUGGAACUGUGUCAUUGCCACCAUCACGCCAUACAUCGUCGACAAGGAUAAGGGCAAUCUGGGUGUCAAGGUGUUCUUUGUCUGGGGCAGUGCGCUUUUCUUGUGUUUCCUGUUUGCCUUCUUCGUCAUCCCGGAGACGAAGGGCCUCACACUGGAGCAGGUGGAUAAGAUGCUCGACGAGUCGACGCCUAGGACGAGUGCUAAGUGGGUGCCGCGAGAGACAUUUGCGCAUGAAAUGGGCAUGGCAGACGACCGGGAGGGUAUAGUCGGUGCGGAGGAGCAGAAGACUGCCCGGGCAGUGCAGAGUGAUGCGGUUUAG
Molecule: messenger RNA, 1611 nt
Organism: Penicillium riverlandense
Lineage: Eukaryota; Fungi; Ascomycota; Eurotiomycetes; Eurotiales; Aspergillaceae
Product: sugar porter family MFS transporter
Exons: 4
Coding region: 1-1611 (536 amino acids)
Biological process (GO): transmembrane transport; carbohydrate transport
Cellular component (GO): membrane
Molecular function (GO): carbohydrate:proton symporter activity
Source: RefSeq, a predicted model, not a curated record